Molecule: messenger RNA, 372 nt
Organism: Clunio marinus
Lineage: Eukaryota; Metazoa; Arthropoda; Insecta; Diptera; Chironomidae
Source: the annotation of a GenBank genome assembly
AUGCGUAAUAUGAGUUUCGAAAAAUGUGCAUUUUAUGAUUUCUCGAUAGCAUUGCGCACUGUUUCUCAUGAAAUUUCUAAAGUGACUAUUAGUGUUGCUGUUGGUAAAAGAACAAGAAUUUUACUUAUCUCUAAUGAUUUGCAAAUCUCUAUGAAUUUUCCAAAUUCUGAGCUUAUCAUUAUUGUUGAUGGUCUGCUUCAAGGUUUAUUUGACCUCGAUGUUAUCGCCAUUGCUAUCACAAACGAAAAAUGUUCGAAAUUUAAAUGUCAUGAAUUUUUGGGUGCUGGAAGCAGUAAAGCAUUUAGGAUUCAAAAUAUUCCUAAUAAAUUUGCAAAGAUACACCACUUGCUAAGAAAAUUGUUAAAUCUGUAA